AUGGCGAACGAAGCUCCAAUAGUUCUCGAUGGCGGCACAGGCUUUCUCAAAGUCGGCUAUGCCGCCCAGAAUUUCCCCGAGUUCCAAUACCCAUCCAUCGUCGGCCGGCCCAUCCUGCGUACCGAGGAGCAAGGAGGCAGCGAUAUGGUUAUCAAGGAUAUCAUGUGUGGUGACGAGGCUGCUGCCGCCCGCACCAUGCUGCAAGUUUCGUACCCAAUGGAGAACGGUAUCGUGAAGAAGUGGGACGACAUGCAGCAUCUCUGGGAUUACACCUUUUACGAAAAAAUGAAGGUUGAUACCCGGGGCCGCAAGAUCCUGCUCACCGAACCACCGCUCAACCCGCUGAGGAACAGGGAGCAGAUGUGCCAGGUCAUGUUUGAGCGCUACGAGUUUGGGGGGGUGUAUGUGGCUAUUCAAGCUGUUCUGGCGCUUUAUGCUCAGGGUCUCAGCUCCGGUGUUGUUGUUGAUUCCGGCGAUGGCGUUACGCAUAUUGUUCCCGUCUACGAGUCCGUCGUCCUCAACCAUCUCACGCGCCGCCUCGAUGUUGCAGGUCGCGACGUUACCCGCAACCUGAUUGCGCUGCUGACGCGCCGAGGCUAUGCCCUCAACCGUACCGCCGAUUUCGAAACGGUCCGCCAGAUGAAGGAGAAGCUCUGCUAUGUCUCUUAUGACCUCGAGCUGGAUAAGCGAUUAAGCGAAGACACGACGGUGUUGGUUGAAAGCUACACACUCCCUGACGGCCGUGUGAUCCGUGUUGGAUCCGAGAGAUUCGAAGCCCCCGAGUGUCUGUUCCAGCCCCAUCUCGUCGACUGCGACCAGCCGGGUAUCGCCGAAUUCCUGUUCAACACCAUCCAAGCCGCCGAUGUGGAUGUCCGAUCCUCCCUCUUCAAGGCUAUUGUAUUGUCGGGUGGCAGCAGCAUGUACCCUGGUCUUCCUUCACGCCUUGAGAAGGAGUUGAAGCAGCUUUGGCUCACAAGAGUGUUGCAAGGGAACCCGGAACGGUUGAACAAGUUCAAGGUCAGAAUAGAAGACCCGCCGCGGAGAAGGCACAUGGUUUUCUUGGGUGGUGCUGUGUUGGCCAACAUUAUGGCCGACAAGGACAGCAUGUGGAUUUCCAAGCAGGAGUGGGAGGAGCAAGGCACGAGAAUCCUGGAGAAGCUCGGGCCGAGAUAA
Messenger RNA from Podospora pseudocomata, 1173 nucleotides. RefSeq names its product Actin-related protein 2. Gene Ontology annotation, biological process: Arp2/3 complex-mediated actin nucleation. The transcript is spliced from 3 exons. Lineage: Eukaryota; Fungi; Ascomycota; Sordariomycetes; Sordariales; Podosporaceae. Gene Ontology annotation, cellular component: Arp2/3 protein complex; actin cortical patch. Gene Ontology annotation, molecular function: actin filament binding. The record is from RefSeq and is a predicted model, not a curated record. Bases 1 to 1173 code for a protein of 390 amino acids.